UCCAUGUGUUAUGAUACAGCUCCAUACAGCUGUUAACAUUGUCCUUUCUCCAUCUGGACGCCACAGCAGCCUCCAGCCCCUCAGGAUACCAGCGUUACUCGAGCUCUGCACCUGGGUGGCAACUGUUGCAGAUUCCUGGAUCCAGUGGACAUUUUUUGGUGUUCUUUUUUCCGUGUGUUGACCGGGAACCUUCGUGAGCUCAGGUGUUUGAUUCAGCCGGACCUCCUCCUGCGUGUGUGUGAAAGGUGUUUCAUAUAUCUCAUUUCUGGAAGGAGGGAGCUGCUGUGAGGAAUUUUACACAAAAGCUGAGUCGCAGAUUUCUCACCUGGACGCUGAGGAGGCAGCAGGAUGGACUUACCCACUUACUUUUGGCUCGUCACCACGACUCUGAUGUUGAUCCAUCAGCAUCAAGCCUCUACCUUCUCUGUCAUUAGCCCCACAGUGGAGGAAGGCCCCCUGGUGCAGCUCCCCCACACGGCCCACCGGCGAGAGAAACGCUGCUCCUGCGAGAACCAGAAAGACAAAGAGUGUAUUUUUUUCUGCCACAUCGGUAUCGUCUGGGUCAACACGCCCAGCCACGUGGUUCCUUAUGGAUUUGGUUCUGUCCGACUGAGGAGGGAACUCGGCCGCUGCCUCUGCACACACACACAGGACGCCGAGUGUGUGAGCUUCUGCUCUGCUCAGACGCAAACAGAAGGAGAAAACGCUGCAGUGAAGAAGACUGACAAACGACUGGAGAGAUACAGAGCUGCAUUGUGGGAGAAAAGGAGCCGACACGCACUCAAACAUCAAACCUGAGCAGAAACACGAGCCCUCUCCCCUUCAUCAGAAAUAACAGAUCUAGUUUGUACAGCGUGUGAGUGUGUGUAAGUGUGUGUGUGUUUAUGUAAUGACGGUGAUGUAUUGAGACAGGAGCGCUGACCUCUGAGCACCUCAUGUUUUUAACCCUCAGCUGAUGAACCUGUGACCUCUGUGCUGAUCUCAGAUGAUUUGUAGCUCUGAGAGCUGGAACAUAUUUCAGCCUCGCAGAGAAACACUCACACAUUUACUGCCCUUUGGUUAUUUUAAAUCUUAAAUUCUUUCUUGAGUCGACACAGUCUGUUUGUCGUGAAGGCUGAAAACCUCACAUCUCCACUGUGACCACUCUGUUUGGUCUGAGUGCUGAAGUGUACGGAAGAAUAUUGGUGCCUCGUUCUUUUGACAGUAAAGUUUUCACACAGUUGUCACCCUCUGUGUUGAUUCAAAUCUGGUCUUUAAUUCAAGAGGGAAAACAGGAAAAUGGAAAUUACACCAAAACCAAAACGAGCCAUUUUUUUUUCCACUAGAUUUUUUCGUCUUCGUGGAAAAAUAUGGGCCCAUUUUUUGUUUUUGUUUUUUGACUGGAAGACAAAAUCUACUUCAGCACCCCGACCCUUUAUCAGGUGUGAACAGCAGGACAGCCGCACUAUGUCUAAGUGAAACAGAAAACUAUUCACAGGAAGAGUUUAAAAUAUAUAUAUAUAUACAGAGGCGGUCCUGGCUAGUUUUACGCCCUGGGCGAACCGUCCCUCGGCGCCCCCCUGACAAGUAAAGAACAGUCCCUAAAGUGCGGUGAGGUUUGUGGGCCGUUACCUGCCACAAAGAGAGAAAUGUGAACGGCUCGUUUCUCCUCUGACACGCCCCCUACCUGUGUGCCGCGAAAUUACUGGACCUGGAGUCAGACUUCUCUGUUGCCGGUAAGCCACAGAGCACUAUGAGCCUCCACCGUAUUCCUGUCUGUGACCCCCGUUCAAUCCACAACCGCCAGGAUUCGCCUUUCCUUUCUGCUGCUGGUUGAAACGUGAUAAUAGGGGCGCCCCAGCGCCCACUCCACUAACUUGAGGUGGUUUUUUUUGGAGGGCGCUCGUGUGCCCUCACAUAGAUUGCGCCCUGGGCGGUUGCCCACAUUGCCCAUAGCAAAAAACAUCCGUAUAUAUAUAUAUAUAUAUAUAUAUAUAUAUUAAUAGACACUUUUAAAUCUGACAUUUAAUAUUUAAGAGAGGGGGCUGUCAGAAAGCCAAAGUAAAGACCACGACUGAGUGUUUGGGCCACAAAAAAUUAUAGCAGGAAGUUAUUUUAGCAAAAAGUUCUAAUAUUAAAAAACAAAGUUAAAAUUAUGAUACUAAAAUUAAUUUAAAAAAAAAAUAUAUAUUUAAUGCGUGUAAAGUUACAAUCUUACAAGAAAAAGUUAUAAAAUAGUUUUAAUUUUCGUACAAAAUUUCACAGAGCAAAACUUCUUCCAUAAAAAACUUUGACUUCAUUCUUAAAAUCUCAGAUUUCUUUACGUGUAUAUUAUAAAUAUUCACACAGUGGCUCAUCAACUCUGUCGUCGUCAGAUUUGACUCUCUGACAAGGAAUAAGCUAUUAUUGUGACGAGUAUAAUGUGAUAGGAGUUGUCUCUAGCUUUAAUAUAUCUCAGUUUUAAAGUUUGUGAAGAAAAUGUGUUGUAGAGAAUCUAAAAGAAUUUAUUUUAUUUACACGAGAAUACGAAUUGACUCAGCUGCCCAGUGUGACCAGCUCAGUGGAGGCAGAACAACAGGUGGCAUCACAGCUUCUAUUCACAGUUUUCUUUUUAUUUUAUUAAUUAAAAGUAUAACAGAACUCAAACAGAACAAAUCCAAAUCAGUUCAAUCACCCAAAAAAAUCAUGUGGCCUUUCCCCCUUUUAAGUUAAACCUAAAUACCUCCAGUUCAAAAACAGACAAGUAUUUAAUUUAAUUUUCGGGGAGAACCACAAACAACAUGUGAAUAAAAUGAAACAGUCUCCUCAGUGAACGUCCUCAUUACAAACCUGCCCUGCUGUUCUCUGAACAGAGUAUCAUCAGCUGACAUUAACAUGACGUUUGAUCAUCAUGCACAGAUUCAGGUGGUCUUCACAGAGGUCAGAGGUCACAGUGACCUGAGAGAGACUCAGUUUCUCCUCAGCAGGAUGAAGACGAGGAUGUUUAAGGAUUUAAAACGCCUCCUCCUGUGGUAACACUCUGUGAGGCCUCGUUUCAUCAGACUGUCGUUUUAAAUCCACACGCUCAGAGUCACUCACUCAGCACAUUCAGGUGAUGUCAGAGGAAAUCCAUUUAUUGUGUCCAACUGUCCUUUUAAAAUCCCUGUAAACAUGUUAGUGUGAGUGAAAUGGUCCGAAAGUGAAUUUGUCACAGUGGGACUGACACACCCAGAUCAUGUGACUCCUGCAUGUAUACAGCCAAUCAGACCCAAACUGGCCGAGGCGCUCUGAGCAUGCACCACAGUUUAGUCCAAUAGCAUUAAAUGUGUAACAGAAGAAGAAGCUGGUAACAACAUGGAGAAAUCUACAUCCAGAGCCGUGACUUUUUUGACGGACCAAAUGUACAGAGCUGUAAAGUUGUCCACCAUGGUACCAGUUAGCUGCUAGCUAACCGUAGCUAACUUGUUUGUCCAUUGUUUGGUCUGUGACGUAAUAGGUCAACAGGAAAAAGUUCCAAUACUAACAAGCUGAAAGGGGGCGUAUCUCCACCUAUCGUAGAGGAGUCGAACAUACUUGGGUCAAUAAAUGGAUUCCCCUCCCAUGCUUGUAUACUGGGACAAGGACAGUAGUCCAGUUAAACGUCCUCAUCCAGCUGCAACUGUUUCCAUGGAAAUGGACUGAGUGACAAACAAACACGAUGAUCAAGCCAACAUGUUUCACCUUCAUUCACACGACAAUGGAGAACGAUGAACUUUGACAAAGGCCAUUAUCUGAACCUCCUCACGCUCAGACGCGUCAGUGACGUCAUUUAUAGUGAAACAUUCAGAGAGUUUUGUUCCAGAAACGAAGCAGUGAAACAUCUACGGGAUUUAUAUAUUUAUAUGACGACAUUAAAAACACGUCACACAGCAGCUCGCUCUGUCCUGACAUAUAAAAACAUUUAUAACAUCAUGGUAAUAUUAAUAAUCAAAUCCAGUGUUAGAAUGUGAGUUGUGGAGCAGAACUCUUGGUUCAUUUUGUCCAUCUGUUAAAGAGCUUUUAAAAAAUGUUCUGACACCAGCUUUUUAAAAACUGUUUAGCUUCAUAUAUGUACACAUGUUGAUUAUUUUAUUGCAGGAUAUUUAUUUUGUUAAAGAUUUUUAAAUUACUUAAACACAUUAAAAACAACCACUGAUUGCUGAAACGUCUGAUUGUUGUGAUUUAAACAGAUUUUGUGUGUCUGACAUGUUGUGAAGAGUUCUGCCUUUCAAGAAGGACGGGUCAUUAUGUCAUCGUGACAGCAUUCAAAUUUUGCCUUAGUGCAACAUUUAUUGAAGACAAACAGGCGGGCAAAUUAAACUAUAAGCCAUCUUAUCUGUGUUUGUUUCCACAAAAUUAAAAAAACGAAAUUACCUGAUGUUGACUGAUGUGUUUAAUCUAAAUGUGCGCUGUAGAGUUGGGUCGAUUUCCGGUUUUCCUGGUCCGGUCCGGCAUACAACCUGACACCAGUUUUAUUUUAUACAAAUCUGAACUAACGUUUGUCAUUAGGACAUGUCUGCUAAAUUAAAGAGUCAUCCACAUCAGCAGCCUGUGCAGCGCUAAAUCCAACUGGUACUGCAUACACGUAAUCCUUUGGAGGUUUUAUGGUGGUAAAUAAUGUUACUGAAAUAGGUUUAAAAAAUGUUGA
Molecule: messenger RNA, 4624 nt
Organism: Epinephelus moara (kelp grouper)
Lineage: Eukaryota; Metazoa; Chordata; Actinopteri; Perciformes; Serranidae
Exons: 4
Coding region: 349-798 (149 amino acids)
Biological process (GO): regulation of vasoconstriction; intracellular calcium ion homeostasis; regulation of systemic arterial blood pressure by endothelin
Cellular component (GO): extracellular region
Molecular function (GO): endothelin B receptor binding; hormone activity
Source: RefSeq, a predicted model, not a curated record